CGCUGCUUCUUGUCAACCAGGCAUCUGACAGUGUCGACAACCUCCUCCAGUCUCACAUGGUAAAUAGUCUUGAAGAGGGGUGUGAUUCAGCACAUCCCCGCUCCUGCUUCAUAUCCCUCUCCAGCCCCACGCCUCGCUGUAUCUCCAGGCUUCGCAGACACGUAUUUGUUUUAACUGUGGAAACAAAGUAGUAAUACCGGUGCAACGCUACCCUCCGCACGGCUCCUCUUCGACGGCGCUCUGCAUGUGCGGAUACGGCGUUAUCCUAUCGCCUAGGCAACCUGGAUUCAGCUGAACCUCAUUAAGUACGGUCUCUGAUCAGCAUUUCGAUUGUUUUUCUCUCUUUCUCACUGGACAGACGUACUACAGAACCCGAAAGCAGCGGCUAAGGUGAAUGCUGGAGAAAGCGAACCGUGUCUAAUUUCAAUAUGCCAGUCAGAAGGGGUCACGUAGCGCCGCAGAACACUUACCUGGACACCAUCAUCCGGAAAUUUGAAGGGCAGAACCGCAAGUUCCUGAUUGCCAAUGCCCAGAUGAAGAACUGCGCUAUAAUCUACUGCAAUGACGGCUUCUGCGAGAUGUUUGAGUACUCGCGGGCAGAGAUCAUGCAGCAGCCCUGCACCUGUGAGUUCCUGGCAGGGCCGGGCACACUGAAGACUGCGGUGGCAGAGCUGGCACAGGCCCUCCUGGGCUCCGAGGAGAGGAAGGUAGAGGUGCUCUACUACACCAAGGGAGGGGCCUGCCUGCCCUGCUUGGUCGAUGUGGUUCCUGUGAAGAACGAGGAGGGGGCCGUCAUCAUGUUCAUCCUGAACUUCGAGGUGCUGCAGGGGAGAUCGGCCAGCAAGGGGGGCCUCAGACACAAACUGGAGCAGAGCUGGAUCCGAGCAGGACAGAGCAGGCGUCUGAGGCUGAAGCUGCCGUCUCUGAGAUCCAUCGCUCUGCGGCGCACCUCCCUCUCCACGGAGCAGUUUGAUGGAGUCGUGGUCGACUAUUUAGAGCCCUGCAGUGAGGAGGUGCCCUUGAAGGAGUUCCGGAUCCCCUCGAAGGAGAGCUGUACUCAGUCUGAGACGGAGGCUCUGAUUGAACAGGACCGGCAGCCGGAGCCAAUGAGCCACUCCUCCCCCAAGCGCGCGCCCAACCGUCUGGACCCGGACACACCCUUCAACACGGGCAGCCUGUCCCGAACACACUCCCGGGACAGCGUGCGGAGCCUGCGCCGGGCCUCAUCACUCGACGACAUUGAUGCCAUAAGGGGAGGCUGUGUCCCAAACACAGGCGCUCCGAAUGCCUUCAAGCCCAGCCUGCUGAACUCCACCUCGGAUUCGGACCUCAUGCGCUACCGCACCAUCCACAAGAUCCCCCAUAUCACCCUGAACUUCGGGGACCUGGGCGCGGAGAAGCUGCGCCCGGCCUCGGCCACGGAGAUCGAGAUCAUCGCUGCCAGCAAGCUGAAAGACCGAACGCAGAACGUCACGGAGAAGGUCACGCAGGUGCUGUCGCUGGGUGCCGAUGUGCUCCCGGAGUACAAGCUGCAGGCUCCCCGGAUCCACAAGUGGACCAUCCUGCACUACAGCCCCUUCAAGGCAGUGUGGGACUGGCUGAUCCUGCUGCUGGUGAUCUACACAGCGGUGUUCACACCCUACUCAGCAGCCUUCCUUCUCAACGAGCAGGAGGAGGAGCUGCGCCGGCGCUGUGGCUACACCUGCAACCCGCUCAACGUGGUGGACCUCAUCGUGGACAUCAUGUUCAUCAUCGACAUCCUCAUCAACUUCCGCACCACCUACGUGAACAUCCACGACGAGGUGGUGAGCCAGCCCGGCCGCAUCGCCGUGCACUACUUCAAGGGCUGGUUCCUGAUCGACAUCGUGGCAGCCAUCCCCUUCGACCUGCUCAUCUUCCGCUCCGGCUCCGAUGAGACCACCACUCUGAUUGGCCUCCUGAAGACGGCUCGGCUGCUGCGAUUGGUGCGUGUGGCGCGGAAGCUGGACCGCUACUCCGAGUACGGCGCGGCAGUGCUCUUCCUGCUCAUGUGCACCUUCGCCCUCAUCGCACACUGGCUCGCCUGCAUCUGGUACGCCAUCGGCAACGUGGAGCGCCCUUACAUGGUGCACAAGAUCGGCUGGCUGGACGGGCUGGCCGACCAGAUCGGAAAACCCUACAACGAUAGCAACGCCUCCUCCGGCCCCUCCAUCAAGGACAAGUAUGUGACUGCGCUCUACUUCACCUUCAGCAGCCUGACCAGCGUGGGCUUCGGGAACGUCUCCCCCAACACCAACUCCGAGAAGAUCUUCUCCAUCUGCGUCAUGCUCAUCGGCUCCCUGAUGUACGCCAGUAUCUUUGGUAACGUCUCUGCCAUUAUCCAGCGGCUGUACUCGGGCACAGCGCGCUACCACACUCAGAUGCUGCGGGUGAAGGAGUUCAUCCGCUUCCACCAGAUCCCCAGCUCCCUGCGGCAGAGACUGGAGGAGUACUUCCAGCACGCCUGGUCCUAUACCAACGGCAUCGACAUGAACGCGGUGUUGAAGGGUUUUCCUGAGUGUCUGCAGGCUGAUAUCUGUCUGCACCUGAACCGCACGCUGCUCCAGAACUGCAAGGCGUUCCGAGGGGCGAGUAAGGGCUGCCUGCGGGCGCUGGCCAUGCGCUUCAAAACCACCCACGCCCCGCCGGGGGACACACUGGUGCACUACGGAGACGUGCUGACCGCCCUGUACUUCAUCUCGCGCGGGUCCAUCGAGAUCCUGAGAGACGACGUGGUGGUGGCCAUCCUGGGAAAGCAUGACACUUUCGGGGAGCCCAUCAGCCUGUACGCACGCCCUGGCAAGUCAAACUCAGACGUGCACGCGCUCACCUACUGCGACCUGCACAAGAUCCACAGAGACGACCUGCUGGAGGUGCUGGACAUGUACCCCGACUUCUCAGACAACUUCUGGAGCAGCCUGGAGAUCACCUUCAACCUGAGAGAUGCAGAUCGAAUUAUCCACUCGCUGCCCAGUGAAGAUUCGGACUGCGGGUACCGCCGGCCACGACGCAGGAGAAACUCUCUGCACAGACGUAACCGACCAGACGGGAUGGACAGAGAGGACUCGCACCCGGACCAGUCCUGCCCUCAGCUGCCGAACCACCGGGGGGCAGUGCCGAGGCAGCCCUGGGAAGAGCUGUGCAGCAGCCCCAGCCCCUGCUCUGAGUCCAGCGAGGACGAGAUGAAGCCACUGGGGCAGAGCAAGGGGGAGCUGUACCCACCAAGGGGCGAUAAUCAAGACUACCACCCCACCAUGGUCAACCUACUGACCCCCAGCAGCAACACUGCACUGGAGCAGGGACCCCCAUACACAGCGGCCCCCCUCAACAUGCCCAGCCUCUUCACCUACUGGCCGGAGAGGCGGCCCAGUCAGUACUCAGAGAGCCAGCGGCGCUCCUCCUCGGUCCAGGCUGCGUACCGGCCGUUGGCCUGCACAGAGGACCGUCCCAGCAAGCUGGAGUCCCGCCUGGAGCUGCUCCAAACACAGCUCAACAGGCUGGAGUCUCGGAUGACGACCGAUAUCAGCGUGAUCCUGCAGCUGCUCCAGAGGCAGAUGGCUCCGGUCCCUCCUGCCUACAGCGACGUCUCGCCCAGCACCCGUCCACCUGCUCUGUACUGCCCCGGGGCCAAAGUCAUGCACACCACACAGCCCGUUGCACCUGUGCAGGUGGACAACCUGGCCUCCCCCUUACAGAGCCCCGACUCGGACAAGUUCAACCUCAAGUCUCGGGACUCCCUGUCCAGCGGGAUCCAGCUGCCCACCGUGGCCUCUGAUGAGACGAUGCUCAUCUACCCUGAGCCGGAGCAGGCAGCCCACGGGCUGGGCCCCCCGCGGCCCCUGGUGAUGAUGGGCCCCUCCGGACUCUACAGCAGCAUCCGCUUCCCCUCCCUUCCCGAGCACCUAGAGACCUCCACAGGGCUGGCUGAGAUCCAGAGGCACGUGUCUGACCCCCUCCUGCCGGGCAGUUAGAGCCACACCACCCCCACCCACCUCCCUCACUGCCCACCCCAGGAACUUCACUUUGAGAGACCCAGCAGAUCAUGGAACUGGUGCCUCAGAGCUGCUUCCCCCAGGAGGACAUCACUGUGCUUCCCUGGACUGCUGCUGGAAGGAGCAGCCCCACCUCACUGGCUAGUUACCCUGCUGUAGAGCUCCCUAGGGGGGCUGUGCUGUUGAUCCUCUUCACUCCCAGGGGGCGCUGUUGAUGCCUCGUAGAGAUUUAGGGAACUGCCCUGUUUAUACAAGCGCAGGAUACAGACUGUUUCACUUUUUGUUUUCUUUUCAUGUUCAUAAACAAUGUUCUCUCUGAACUGUAAACUCCAUUCUGCCUCAGAAUACUGUCUGCCUAUGAAUACGAUCAUUUCAAGGAUAAUCUGCUCGUAGUUUGAAAGCUGUUUCCAUAGAUUACAAUGGCUUUAGUGCCGACGUGAGUCCUCUGCUAACUGACUUGAGGAUGUUCUGGUCCCACCCCUUUGUUAAGUCUGCAGUUGCAGCGUGCCGUCUUUCUAAGACAGCAGUGCAGGACACUCAGGAGCACAGGGAGCUCUUUUCACCUGUUCACUUCCUGCAGCACAGAGCAGGGGGAGGGGCUCCCUGCUGAUGCAAAUCUGUGCCCCGAUUCUGAGGUCUUGGAAUCGCCCUGAUCCACUGUGGUACUGCAAGUCCUGAACAGCAACAACUGUGAGUCAGUCAAAACCCAAGUGUCCCGUGUACUGCAUUACCAAUGCAUACAGUGAAAACAAAUCUGAAUAAUUUAAGCACAAGCAGGGGGCUAUCGACUGGCGCAUCCGGUAAAGGCGCUCUGCGUGGAGUGCAGGAUGCGCCCUAUAGCCUGGAGGUCACUGGUUCGAAUAGCACAGGCUAUUCCAUUGCCAACUGUGGACGGGAGCUCCCAGGGGAUGGCACACAAUUGGCCGAGCGCUGCCCUGUGGGGGGGUUUAGCUCACCGCACACCAGUGACCCCUGUAGACUGUCUGGGCACCUGCGGGCUUGCCUGUAAGCUGCCCGGAGCUGUAGCUCCGAGGUGGCUGCAUGGCGGGCCUGCAGAGUCGGCUGACAGCACACGCUUCAGAGGACGCUUCAUCUCUCCUGAGUCAGCACAGGGGUGGCAGCGGUGAGCCGGGUUGAAAAAAAAAAAAAAAUGGGGCUUUCCAUUUUAUACAAAAUAAAUAAAUAAUUAUUAAUUUAAGCACAUGUCAUUGUAGACACUUUAAUAUCCUCUACAGAGUUUAGAAGUGAAGAAUCACCUGCUGGUACUAAUGACUCAAAUUACACAUUUAGACCCUUUUGGUUGGUUUCACAGACCCUGAAUAGCACUAGUCUUGGAUUACCCAAUGUUAAUUUAGGUAAGGUAAACCAAGAUUAGUGCUAAUCCGGGUCUGUGAAACCAGCCAAUAAAGUGUCAGUUUAAUAGUGAUGCUGGCAGAUUAUUGUUUAAAUUCGUAGGGGUAAAUGAACCUGGAGAAUACUGGAUCACUUGCUGUACCUGUGUUGAAAAGGAGAGGUACCUGAAGGAUAUUACAUAGUGGAAGUGUUAUGAGCCGAGUGUAAAAUGUAAAAAAGAUCAGUAAAUGUGUCAAUAAGUUACUAGUUAUUAAAGUUUUUAAAUUCUGAA
Messenger RNA from Acipenser ruthenus (sterlet), 5634 nucleotides. It is a transcript of the gene kcnh6a, whose product is annotated as potassium voltage-gated channel, subfamily H (eag-related), member 6a. Gene Ontology annotation, molecular function: inward rectifier potassium channel activity. The transcript has 16 exons. NCBI's taxonomy places the organism in Eukaryota, Metazoa, Chordata, Actinopteri, Acipenseriformes, Acipenseridae. The record is from RefSeq and is a predicted model, not a curated record. Gene Ontology annotation, cellular component: membrane. Bases 429 to 3989 code for a protein of 1186 amino acids. Gene Ontology annotation, biological process: regulation of ventricular cardiac muscle cell membrane repolarization; regulation of heart rate by cardiac conduction; potassium ion transmembrane transport.